ACCGUUUCUUCAGUGCAGCCAAAGUGAAACACGGAAAGCUACGGAGCGCACGAGGUAGCAUUAGCUCCUUUUAGAAGGUAGUUUGAAAACAGGUUUGGUGAUUUUGGUAAAUAUUUCCGUGUUUGCGGUAAAAAUGUCUUCAGUUCAGCCUCAGAGAGCGUUUAUCAACGAGCAGGUAACUCCUGCUGAAGAAACAUUCACAGAGUUGAAAGAAAUCAACGUUAAGAUCGAGAAAGAGAUGGAGGAUCAGCGCAGACUGAUGGAUUUUACUCGGAUACCGAAGAUCAUCUUACACCGGAUAGAUCUCCCACAAUGCUGUGCGUUUAAAGAGGAGGAGGUUCUCAAUGAAACAGAACCACAGAAGAACCAACUCAUCUCUGAUGACUCUCCAGAAACUGAGAACCAGGAACAGGAAGGAAGCAAUUCUGAAAACCCAGGAAAAAAGAGAAAGGCAGAAACGAAACAAAAGGAGAAAUAUAAGAAAACCAAAGAGCAGAAAGGAAGAACCGACACUGAAAAACAAAAAACACACAAGAAAGCUCACACAGGGCAAAAAUUAUAUUCUUGUAAAAUUUAUGAUAAAACGUUGUCUCGACACAAUCGCAUCAUGAGACACAUGAGAAUUCACACAGGUGAGAAGCCUUUUUCCUGUGGGUCCUGUGGAAAGAGUUUUUCUCGAAAACACCUUCUACAUUCUCAUAUGAGAAUUCACACAGGUGAGAAACCUUUCUCCUGUGCGUCCUGUGGAAAGAAGUUCAGUGAAAGAUGUACUUUAUCUCGGCACAUGAGAAUUCACACAGGUGAGAAGCCUUUUUCCUGUGGAUCCUGUGGAAAGAGUUUUUCUCGAAAAAACCUUCUAAAUUCUCAUAUGAGAAUUCACACAGGUGAGAAGCCUUUCUCCUGUGCGUCCUGUGGAAAGAAGUUCAGUGAAAGACAGAAUUUAACUGUUCACAUUAGAAUUCACACAGGUGAGAAGCCUUUCUCCUGUGCGUCCUGUGGAAAGAAGUUCAGUGAAAGACGGACUUUAACUGUUCACAUUAGAAUUCACACAGGUGAGAAGCCUUUUUCCUGUGGGUCCUGUGGAAAGAGUUUUUCUCGAAAACACCUUCUACAUUCUCAUAUGAGAAUUCACACAGGUGAGAAGCCUUUCUCCUGUGGGAUCUGUGGAAAGAAUUACAGUGAAAGAUGUACUUUAUCUCAGCACAUGAGGAUUCACUCAGACUAGAAGCUUUAGGAACGAAACAUAUUCGAUUCAUUUUUUUGCAUCCGAUACAAAGGAAAAUUUGUUUAAACACAAGUAUAAAAUGUUAAAGUCAACAGAUUCUUGCAGGCUGCUAGUGAUUCGCUGUGACUGUGUCUUUAACUGUCUGACCAAGAUCAACCUGAGGUCUACUUUUACCUACCAGAUUGUUUUCUUUCAUCCAGUUUUUAGUUUUACCUCUCAGUCGUAUUUGUACUUAAGUUCCCAUCAGUAUCCCAUUAGAUACUGAAGUUAAAGAGAGGAACACAUUCAGACAGGAUUCAUUUCUGUGCAUUUCAGUUUUCAUGGAGUUCUGUACCAUGUAGAAUAAUUGAGUUUAUCUUUUACAUUUUUGACGUUUCUGUGUAUGACUGGAUGUAAAAUACUUUAGAAGUAGAAGCAGUGAAAUGUUCUUGUUUUUCCAUAAAUAAAACUCUAUAAUGUUUGUUUGAAAAAAAAAUCCUCAUUAAUAAUUUUGAUCUGGUCAGAUUUUGAUUUAGAGCUAACCAUAGAGAGGUUUUUAUUUUCCCAAAUUUUUGUCAUUGUUAUACUUUGUUAUGAGAAGCAAAGUAUGUUAUCAAAAAGGUAUGUUUAAAUCUUCACUAGUAUUUUGAGCAGAAUAUGUUUUUUAAUAAAUGUUAACUUGAA
Gambusia affinis (western mosquitofish) is the source of this 1888-nucleotide messenger RNA. Its product is annotated as gastrula zinc finger protein XlCGF8.2DB-like. NCBI's taxonomy places the organism in Eukaryota, Metazoa, Chordata, Actinopteri, Cyprinodontiformes, Poeciliidae. The record is from RefSeq and is a predicted model, not a curated record. The transcript is spliced from 3 exons. Gene Ontology annotation, cellular component: nucleus. Gene Ontology annotation, biological process: regulation of transcription by RNA polymerase II. Gene Ontology annotation, molecular function: RNA polymerase II cis-regulatory region sequence-specific DNA binding; DNA-binding transcription activator activity, RNA polymerase II-specific. The coding region runs from base 134 to 1225 and encodes 363 amino acids.